Molecule: messenger RNA, 198 nt
Organism: Clunio marinus
Lineage: Eukaryota; Metazoa; Arthropoda; Insecta; Diptera; Chironomidae
Source: the annotation of a GenBank genome assembly
AUGCUUUGCGAUGAAAACCGAAAAGAAAACCAAAAAGUCGUCUUAAAUUUAGAUUUAUUGCUUAGUCGUCAUGGAGGAUCUUUUAUUCACGUUUGGAAGAUAGAUGAGUUGUGGUUAUAUGCUGACAUUGUCAGUCGAGAUUUUAUUGGUUUAGUCUGUGGGUGGUUGAAAUUAUGUCGACUUGAUGCAUCAUCAUAA